This is a messenger RNA of Protopolystoma xenopodis, 1002 nucleotides long. Lineage: Eukaryota; Metazoa; Platyhelminthes; Monogenea; Polystomatidea; Polystomatidae. The record is from the annotation of a GenBank genome assembly.
AUGCAAAAAAACUGCACAAAAUGCCCGCGAUUCGUGGAAUAUCGCUUUUGGUAUCGGCGGUUUCAAAUGUACUCUGAGGGAGAGUUGAUGUCCGCAAAUGACUGGCGCAAGGAAGACGAGCAAACAUGUGCUUCCGUCCUCUCAUUCCAGCGUCAAAUUCAUCCGAAAGAAGCGUCUUCCUUCUGGCCACGCCACAGCACACACUCGAGCACAGCUCGGUCCUUGUCUCGCCUUUUCGGGAUUCGAACAUGGAGCCACGAUAGUUGCAAGCUGUUGAAGGCGAAGCGGAUCGCCUUCAGCUCGGAUCCGCAGCAGCCACUCGUCGAGAUCUUCUGGCAAAUUCUUCAUCCGCGCGUUGCGUACAUUCAUUGCUCCGGAGCAUACUCGCCUCGAAGAAACAUGCAUCUCGCCUCCAACCCUCUGGCCCGCCGGAAACAUGCAAUGCCGUUGCAGGCAAGUCUGCUCGUCUUGGGCACACGCAAACGUCACACUUCACACGUCGACAGUACCCCCAUUGACCCUGUUCGGUUCGACCUCGACGCUGUUGUCAUGCCAAUGGGAGACAAAGUGGCACAACAACUGGUUGCUGCGACGCCUAGUUUCACCUUUUUCGGCAAAAGGAAGAAGACAUUUGGAUUAGCCGCCUUGACUGAACGCGUCACUUCUUUUCUCGCCAGCACAGCCUCUCUUCGCUUCGGUACAGAAGUGGCUGAGUCUGCCCUCGGCCAGACAGUCUCCGACCAACUCGGCUGCAACGUCGCCUCGGAAAGCGAUAAGGAGUGGUCGUGUUGCCGUUCGGGUUGGCGGUCUGUGACUGGAGGUGAGGGAGCAAGGUUUGUAAAUGAUCACUUUCAACUCGCACUCUCCGUACUUCAUGUCCACUUGCAUUUACGCGAGUGGCUAACCUGGACCGGACCUGACGAUCCAAUUGUCAGUUCAGCCAGUCUGGCGACAGUAUCCAACCGACAGGCCAGAUCCGAUAGAAUGUUCUUUGCCUCCUGA